Molecule: messenger RNA, 3859 nt
Organism: Venturia canescens
Lineage: Eukaryota; Metazoa; Arthropoda; Insecta; Hymenoptera; Ichneumonidae
Product: U2 snRNP-associated SURP motif-containing protein
Exons: 17
Coding region: 255-3143 (962 amino acids)
Biological process (GO): RNA processing
Cellular component (GO): nucleus
Molecular function (GO): RNA binding
Source: RefSeq, a predicted model, not a curated record
CGCGUUAGUUCGAAGGGCUCGCUCGAAUUCGGAGUCGGUUCUUCCAUCAAAAGGGAAUGAAAUUCCGUUGUAUUGCUAAACAAUAAAUUCCAGUAAAUCGUGUAGAUCAAAGUAUUGAUCAAAAAUCUAAAAUAUAGAAAAAGAAGACUCGAUGCUCGCUGAAUCAACUGAGUUUUUUUAUGGGAGUGCGAAUACGUGACAAUUUUUUUCUAUAAAUGCUACAUUUUUAGGUUAGGUUUUACAGUCGCGCAAACAUGGCGGACAAGGCGAUGAUGAAGCAAAUCGCCGAGCAGAAGCUCAAGGCGUUCUCCAUCGGGACAAUGGGAAAAAGGCCGCACAGUAAAAAAGAACUCGAAGAGCAACGCAAAAAAGAACAAGAACAAGCCGCUGCAGAGGCAUACGAAGAAUUCGUAGUCACUUUUCAAGAAACUCCCAAUAAAACUACCAGCAAAGUUUGGGUCAAAGCCGGAACCUACGACGCUGGCAAAAGACAGGAAGAUACCCGAGAAAAAGGGAAACUUUACAAGCCACAGUCAAAAAUCUCGGAAUUAGUGGACAGCAGAUCAUCGGCGGAGCAAGCUCAAGAAUAUGCAAAAUUGCUUGGCACCAAUGAGCGCAAGCUGGACAGGCUUGGAAAAAAGAAAAAAGAGGGUGAAAAGAAGAAGAGCAAUCUGGAAUUGUUCAAAGAAGAAUUGAAAAUGAUUCAGGAAGAGCGUGAAGAAAGACACAAGUACAAAGGUGUCGUUAAAACUGUUCUUUCUACAAACACCGAAGACCCGAUGAUGGCGGCAAUGAAAUCUGUCGAAGUGGACACGUCGAUCGAUCGUUGUUUGUUUUUGUCCUCAGACGGUUCGUUCGACAAUGGCGAUCCAAACACGACGAAUCUUUACCUGGGAAAUCUCAAUCCAAAGAUUACGGAACAACAAUUGAUGGAAAUAUUUGGUAAAUAUGGUCCCCUCGCCAGUAUCAAAAUAAUGUGGCCCAGAAGCGACGAGGAAAAAGCCAGACAAAGAAAUUGCGGAUUCGUUGCAUUCAUGAGUCGAAAGGACGGGGAGAGGGCUCUGAAAAACUUGAACGGACGUGACAUAAUGCAGUACGAGAUGAAAUUAGGAUGGGGCAAGAGCGUUCCAAUACCGCCAUAUCCAAUUUACAUCCCCCCGGCAUUAAUGGAGAUAACGCAGCCUCCUCCUCCGUCGGGUCUUCCAUUCAAUGCGCAGCCUCACCGUCGGGACAGACAUAAGAUACCACGUAUCCGCAACCUCCAGAGCGCGGACCCCCAGGAAAAGGAAAACUUUGAAAAGAUUUUGCAGAACGCUGUUGUCAAAGUCGUUAUUCCAACGGAAAGGAACUUAGUCAUGUUGAUACAUAGAAUGGUGGAAUUUGUCAUUCGGGAAGGCCCCAUGUUCGAAGCCAUGAUCAUGAAUCGUGAACUCAACAAUCCAAUGUUUAGAUUUUUAUUCGAAAAUUACUCACCCGCUCACACGUACUAUCGCUGGAAAUUGUACUCGAUUUUACAAGGAGACGGACAGAAGGAAUGGCACACCGACGAAUUUCGAAUGUUCAAAGGAGGCAGCGUCUGGAGACCGCCACCGGUCAAUCCUUGGACUCAGGGAAUGCCUGAUGAGCUCAUCGAAAUGGAGGAGCGACAGGAACCGAGGAGAGGAAGCUUGUCCAAUAGUCAAAGAGACAGACUGGAAGAUUUAUUGCGAAACAUAACUCCGGAGCGAAUAAGAGUCGCGGAGGCGAUGGUUUUCUGCAUCGAGCACGCCGAAGCAGCUGAGGAAAUUUGCGACUGCAUCGGAGAGUCUCUGUCCAUCCUCCAAACUCCUGCCAGCAAAAAAAUCGCUCGUCUCUAUCUCAUAUCCGAUAUUCUCCACAACUGCGGUGUCAAAGUAACGAACGCGACGAUUUACAGAAAAGCGUUCGAGUGUCGCCUGCUCGAGAUCUUCAACGAGGUGCAUUCGGCUUACAAACAGUUCGACAGCAGACUCAAAGCCGAAGGUUUCAAAGUUCGGGUCAUGAGAAUGUUUCGAGCCUGGGAAGACUGGGCCGUUUAUCCCCGAGAAUUUUUAGUUCGAUUGCAAAACGCCUUCCUCGGUUUGGUCACCGUCGAAGAGCCCGAACCAGAAAACGACGAGGACAUUGACGGUGCCCCACUGUCGGACGCUGAUGGCGAAGGCGGCGAGGAUCUCGACGGUGUGCCUCUUGACGGAGCGGCUCUUCUCAAGGGUGCUUUAAAAUUGGGAUUGACGCCUCAGCCUGUGACGAAUUACGACGACAUUGACGGCGUGCCAAUGGACGAGGACAUCGACGGCGUGCCAAUGGACGACGAAGAGGACCGCACGAAUUCGCGGUCGAAGGACGACGAUAAGAAGCCAGUAAUGCCAGCGGGCUUCGUCCCCUCGCGAUGGGAAACCGUCGACCCUGAUCAGGUCGAGGCACAAGCCAUGACGACCAGUAAAUGGGAGGAAUUGGAGCAAAAUGACGACUCGAAUUCGCAGGAUGCGAGCAUGGACUCGACCAGUCGUGAUUACAACGAGGAAAGACGCAAUCGCUUGAGGGAAAUCGAAGUUAAAACCGUUCAGUAUCAGGACGAACUCGAGAGCGGCAGAAGAUCCCUCAAACCUGGAAUGACGAUGCAGAGCCAAGUCGAACAUUACAGAAAAAAACUCAUUAGAAAAUACGCCCUGCAAAGCGACAAAGAUUCGCGAGCCGAAGAUCGCGAGGACGAAAGAAGAAGGGAAAAGAAACGUAGCACGAGUCCUGAAUCGCCUGGCAAUCAUUAUCGCGAUAGACGAAGAAAUUCUCCGGCUUCCCCUUCAAAAAGCACUACGAGAUACAGGUCACGAAGUAGAUCGCCGCGCAGCAAGCGUCGUUCGCGAUCACCGUACAAGAAACGAGCGCCGGUGACGCCAUCACCGCCGCGGAUUCGCCGGACGCCUUCACCAGUGUUUUCCUCGUCCUCGAGGCUCUCGAGGAGAUCGUCGCCAGGGAGCGAUCGGGGGGAUCGCAAGCGGCAACGCGGCCGUUCGCCGUCUCUCUCGCCGCCGCCGCCUCCGAGCUCGCGAGCAUCCGGGAAGCACCGGGCGAGCAGUCCGCCCUCUCCGACGCCACGUAAACAUCGACAUAAACACAAAUACUGAAGUAAAAGAUUUCGAAAAAGUGGAAAAACCACCGAAACUUGUGAAAAGGUGAAAAAACAAAAACUCCAUUUCUUCAGCUCUUUUUUCUACAUAAAACUUCGACCGAAAUCGUCGUUCGGUCACGAGAAACUACGAAUUCACAUUCUCAGCUUAGGUCAAUCAAUUUUUAUGAGAAUGCGCUUUUUCAAUCUCCUUGAUUAUUUUUUUUGCCGCUAAGACUCAAUGACCGAUCACGGUCGUUUGUAAAUAGUUUCCAGCUACGCGUGAGCGUCUCUAUCGAUAAUUCAUUUGAAUAAAUCAAAUAAAAACCAUUUGAAUAUUUAAAAAAUUGAGGAUUUUCAACGAUAUAAAUCAUUUCAAGCGAACACCGAAAUUCUCGAUCUCCAACUCUUCCAGUUCUGCAUAUUCCAGUCAAAAGUUCGUCCGUCGUAACACUCUUCCAUCGAAAAUGAAAACUGACAAAUUUUACAGUCUUUUUCUCACCGAGUUGUCACACUUUUUCAAUUUCGAUGAAAGUGACAAAAUAAUGAGAAAUUUUUGUGUUUUUCUCGGUCUCUCUGGGCUUUUAUCUUUGCCCCAUUUUUAUUGAUCGAGGCCACCAAGCGUCGAUGUAACGACGAUUUUUAUAUUACAAAUUCAUUGACAUUUCACGAAGUUAAUUCAUUAUUUGUGAGUAUUUAAACUUAAGUCGAUUUUAAAUAAACAAUAAAACCCAA